Messenger RNA from Rhinopithecus roxellana (golden snub-nosed monkey), 2823 nucleotides. It is a transcript of the gene TRPC5OS, whose product is annotated as TRPC5 opposite strand. The transcript is spliced from 4 exons. The record is from RefSeq and is a predicted model, not a curated record. NCBI's taxonomy places the organism in Eukaryota, Metazoa, Chordata, Mammalia, Primates, Cercopithecidae. Bases 687 to 1022 code for a protein of 111 amino acids.
AGAAAAAACAAAUGUGGCAAGCAGAAAACGCAGGACCACAGUUGGAAGAGGUUUCUGAAGAGGUGGGAGCUAUAUCUCUUAUUUAUGUAGACGGAAGAGGAGGUUACCUACCAUGUGAUGAAAAUCCCUACCAUUAGAGAGGUAACUUUUUAAAGUGGAGACCGGUGGCCUGUUUGGGGCAGUUCCCCUCUAGAGGGAGAAUUUGUCUCUGAAGUACCAGGAGACUGGAGGAGAUUUUCCUGUGCCUUUCCUGCCCAGACACCAGCCCAGAACUCAGGUGACUUCAGGAGCGUUCACAUCCUGUUUGGAAGCAAAGUCUGCAAAUUGUUUAAUAGGCUGAGCCUUGAUACCCCCAUCCCUCUCAGCUCUAUCACAGGUCUGCUUUGCUGUUUUCUCUUGGCUGUGACAUUCCGCCUGAUGGUCAUUAUAAUAGCAGUUCACCACUAGUACAAACAAGAGUACCAUAUAUAAAUUCUGUGCACGGUUUACCAAUAUCAUCAAAAAGUUAUAUUGUUCUACUGUUCUCAUUCUGUACUUGAUCAGCAUCAUAAUCAUAUCAACAUCUUAAUUUCUGGCCCAAACCAACCACAGAACCAUUGUUAGCCCCUUAUACUAUCCAUUGUCACCAAGAGUCCAUUUGCUAGAGCUUGUAGUGAUAUUUUAUCUAUUUAGAAGAGCACUGCAGCAUGGAUUCGGUGUCAGUUCCUGUACUCAUUGAUGGACUUGUUGCUUGUGUAGCCCAGUUAAUAAGAAUAGCUGAUGAGCUUUUACAAUUCAUUAUACAAGUACAAGAAGUUCCUUAUGUAGAAGAAAAUGGUAGAGCAGAAGAGACUGAAGCAGAUGCACCUCUUCCUGAGGAGCCUUCACUACCAGAUCUCCCUGAUCUCUCAGACUUAGACUCAAUACUUACACCAAGAGAGGAUGAAGACCUAAUAUUUGAUAUAGAUCAGGCUAUGUUAGACAUGGAUAACUUAUAUGAAGACACAGUCUCUGGUAUAAAUGAUGACUUAACAAGUGACUAAGACCCAAUUUCUGCCCCCGCCCCCAGGGAUGUGAAAACUGAUCAUUUCUCUGUUUCAAUAUAUUCUUAUUUUCUGUAUAUUAGCAAUAUGUUUUCUCACAGUUCUGCACAUUUUCAUUACUAAUAACCCAUAUAACAAGUAAGAUUUGAUUUACUUCUAGCAAAAGCUGAUCUUUUUUCCUCUUUGUUGUUAUUCACAAAGUUCUGGCUUUUGCCAUGUAGGUCUGCCUUUACCUGUACUUACUGUCAUGCUAGAAUUUUUGAUGAUGGGAGCAAACCAUAGUAAAGAAAAGAAAUUCCUCACCUAAUUAUGGAGGGGAGAACUGACAAACUCUAUCACAUCUUGGGACUCAUUUCACUGCUCUCCAAUGAAUGGAAAUGAAAAGGGGAAUAUCCCCCAGGGUAGCAUCACAGUAAAUGAAUACAUUCACAUUAACAAGACAAUGUUGGGAUGCUUUUAUUUGAAAGGAUAUAACUCCUAACUUAUCCUUUUAGAGAGCAUGUGUCCAACUAAAAAUGCUAUAGCAGACUAAGGGAGGUAAUUUUAAAAGAGCACUAUCUACCAGAUAAUAAAAGUGCAGAAAGGUUUUCAAAUGACUGUUGCCAAGGAGAAAACUGAAAAAGCUGGGACCAAGAGUUCCAAUGCAGGACUGUUCUUGCACAUUCGGACCACAUUGCAGCUACUUUGCACUAUUAUUCCCCAAAUGGAAAAGGCACACUAUACCAAAUAAUCAGACAGAAGUAAUAGAAGGGCUAAGGAAAGCCCUACAAGGACUAUUCACCAAUGGAAAGACAAACACUCACCAUAUUGGACUAGGUAUCUGUGGACUAGAUAUAGUCCUUAGGCAUCAAUGCAGGAAGAUGCUACAACCUCAUAAUAUGUGGAGCUGGCGGGCCCCUUGUUUGCCUGGGUCACCUGGACAGAUUGUACUGUAAUGGUACCCCAGGAACUAGAUAAGAUAUAUUCCAGUGUUUGCCUUGAUUCUGUAAUUGUAUGCGCUUAAGGAUUGUUAAAGUAUGACCCCUGCUCCAAGGAAUGAAUUGUUAGUAUUAAGUAUGUUUUCUCUAUGGAGCAGAAUUAGAGUUAAUAGUGAAAAGAAAUGUUUAGGAAAUAAGACAAUACUUAGGAACAAGAACUAGUGGGGACGGUGUUUUCAGGAGAGAGAAGCAAAUUAAUAAAUUGUCAACAGUUAUGGGGCUGUUUACGAUGGAAAGCCAUGAUAUGGAGUUAUUUUCUAAACAGGUUUAUGAACAAAGCCCUAUUUUUGUCUUCUGCAAAUUAGCCAAUCCUAAGAUGUUGCUAUAAAUAGCUGGUAGGCGAUUGACAUAAGUCAUAUAUCUGAAAGCUCAAUUAGAUGGAGAAUUAUUAACUAGUUUAGUCUACUGAUUGGAUGUCUCUGAUUGAAAUCCUGCAUCUCCUCCAGGAGAAUGGAGUGAGUGGCCGAUCCUUUAUGCAAAUUGGCCCUUUUCUGUAUCUUCUUAAGACCAAUGCUAAAACCAAUUAUUAUAUAGCAUGGCAGAAAAGAGACGGGCUCAUCAUUCUAAGACAAGCUUAAAGGUGUGAAAAUCAAGGAAGAUAGGCUGGUAGAUGGCGUUAGAUUAGGUAGUACAAGUUUUCAUCUCGAUUUGCUUGGGCUAAAAUAUGUGGGGAGUUGUGCCUAUAUAAAUUCUUAUGUGUGAUGAUUACUGCUAGUUAUUAUCUUAUGAUUGUUUAAAAUCUGUAUUAGCUAUUGAUCUAAACCAUUUUAUUGUUUUCUUUCAAGAGAUUUUAACUAAUAAACUUUCAUUCACAAAUCAAAAAA